Molecule: messenger RNA, 1867 nt
Organism: Triplophysa rosa
Lineage: Eukaryota; Metazoa; Chordata; Actinopteri; Cypriniformes; Nemacheilidae
Gene: sae1
Product: SUMO1 activating enzyme subunit 1
Exons: 9
Coding region: 377-1423 (348 amino acids)
Biological process (GO): protein sumoylation
Cellular component (GO): cytoplasm; SUMO activating enzyme complex
Molecular function (GO): SUMO activating enzyme activity
Source: RefSeq, a predicted model, not a curated record
AUGUGCUUUAGAAAGGUGGGUAAGAUAUAUUUUCCAGUAAAAAAAUCUAAUUAGUAUGUCUACGCAAUGUCUCACAUAAAGUAAAUCAUGCUAUUAAUAGCUAUUAUAACCUCAACCCUAACAUAGUCCAAGUCCCAGAUGAAUAAAUUCACAAUGAUAUUCGACAUAUAUUUAAUUCGGUGGAAACGUCCAUUGUUGUGCUGAAACUGGCGCGUUUUCAUAACGCAUACGUCAUCACUGUGCGACUUUGCGAGUAUCACUAAGCGGCACUUUUAUCUCAUUGAAUGGAGAAAGAGAAUAAUACAAUUUAGUUCAUAGUAUUCAAGCUAACCCUUUCAGUCCGUUUCUUACAUUUUAAUAUAGGAAAUAACUCAUAAUGAUCGACACAAUCGAAAAAGAAGACACUAUUAUCAGCGAAGAGGAGGCUGCUCAGUAUGAUCGUCAGAUUCGCCUCUGGGGUCUGGAUGCUCAAAAAAGACUUAGAGGAUCACGGGUACUUCUUGUUGGACUCCGGGGUCUUGGUGCAGAAAUUGCUAAGAAUCUUAUUUUGGCUGGAGUGAAAGGGUUGACUCUCCUGGAUCAUGAGCAGGUGACAGAGGAGUCUAGAAGAGCUCAGUUCCUCAUUCCGGUGGAUGCAGAUGCUCAGAACCGAGCCGAAGCCUCUCUGGAGAGAGCACAGUUUCUUAACCCAAUGGUAGAGGUGAAGGCAGACACUGAACAAGUGGAAAGCAAACCAGAUGACUUUUUCUACCAGUUUGAUGCGAUUUGCUUGACUGGAUGUUCCAAGGACCUCAUGGUAAAAGUGGAUCACCUUUGUACCUCCCGGAACAUCAAGGUCUUCUGUGGAGAUGUAUAUGGUUACCACGGAUACAUGUUCUCCAACCUUGGCCAGGAGCAUCAUUAUGUAGAAGAGAAGCCCAAAGUGGUGAAAGGCUCUGAUGAGGCCAAUGAUGGUCCAGAGGCAAAGAAACCAAAAGUGGACCCCAAUGAGACCACUAUGGUGAAAAAGACGGUCAGUUUCUGCUGUCUCAAAGAGGCCCUGGAGGUUGACUGGACCGAUGAGAAAGCAAAAAGCAACCUGAAGCGUGUUCCUACUGACUACUUUCUUCUGCAAGUGCUUCUGAAGUUUCGUACAGAUAAAGGUCGCGAUCCUCAGCCAGUCAGCUUUGCCGAAGACUCACAACUACUCCUGCAAAUCCGUGAUGAUGUUCUUGAAACCAUGGGUGUGAGCUCGGAACUGCUCCCCAACACCUUUGUCAGUUACUGUUUCUCUGAGAUGGCCCCGGUGUGUGCUGUAGUUGGUGGAGUUCUGGGGCAAGAGAUAGUCAAGGCUUUGUCUCAGAGAGACGCUCCGCACAGGAAUUUCUUCUUCUUCGACGGGCUGAAGGGCAGCGGAGUGGUGGACUACUUCGGGCCCAAAUAAUCCCGUGGAGAAUGCAGAGAGUCUAACACAUGCAAUUCGUGGGGCUGCAUUUGUGCUCUCGAAACACCAUGGAGUUCGUGUUUUGCCAGUGGCCGCAGGCAUCAAAAUCUGUCUUUGGACCGUACCUUUGCGUAGCAGUAUGCCACACGUUAAUUGAUGCCAAAAGCAACAACAACAUGUUGUCAAGCCUUUUGUGUUUACUUGCUCAUAAAUAUAGAUGCUCACAUUGUUCACCAGGGUUAACCAAGACUUUCUACAUUUUGUAUUAAAAUAAAGAUAAUAGGGAAAAGCAUCAGAAUUGUGUACUCCUGUGAUGGAUCUCAAUAAUACAUUAGGGUGUGUUUGUGUAGUUCCCCUGCUGUCUCAGUGACACUAAAUUACAAAAAAAUGAAUAAACAAAGCAAAUAGGAAUUGUAAAUGAAUGAGGAAAUAUCCGAUGCUCCC